Messenger RNA from Colletotrichum karsti, 207 nucleotides. RefSeq lists its product as uncharacterized. The record is from RefSeq and is a predicted model, not a curated record. The coding region runs from base 1 to 207 and encodes 68 amino acids. The transcript has 2 exons. NCBI's taxonomy places the organism in Eukaryota, Fungi, Ascomycota, Sordariomycetes, Glomerellales, Glomerellaceae.
AUGGGUUCCGACAAAAUGGGCGCCAGGGCCGCGGCCCGCAUCGCCGCCAAGGGCCACGACAAAGCCUUCGCCAAGCGGGCCGCCGAAGCCGCGAAGAAGAACCAGUCCGGCGGAGGCUCCUCUAGCUCGGGCAGCAAGUCUGGAGGCGGAUCGUCCGGCUCCAAUAACAACAGCGGUGACUCGAACCCGAACAGUGGGAAGAAGUAG